AUGGUAGGCCUAGGGCCGAGUGAUCAAGGACGUGAUUCCUUUGAUGUGUGUAUGGUGGCACGUGAAAUUACACCGAGUGCGGUCGGCCGUGAGAGCACCGUACUGAAUGUCGGUAAUGACAUUGUUGGCCAUAUGCCAUUUAGUGUGGGAGGCCGUGAAGGCACCACGCUUAACGCCGGUAAUGGCGUUGUUGGCGAUUCGCCACAUUGUGUGGGCGGCCGUGAGGGCACCACACCUAAUGUCAGUAAUGAUAUUGUUGGCGAUACGCCGUAUAGAGUGGACGGCCGUGAGGGCACCACGCUUAACGCCGGUAAUGGCGUUGUUGGCGAUUCGCCAUAUGGUGUGGGCGGCCGUGAGGGCACCACACCUAAUGUCAGUAAUGAUAUUGUUGGCGAUACGCCGUAUAGUGUGGGCGGCCGUAAGGGCACCACACCUAAUGUCAGUAAUGACACUGUUGGCGAUACGCCGUAUAGUGUGGACGGCCGUGAGGGCACCACACCUAAUGUCGGUCAAGACAAAAGCUCUCGUGUAGAGCGUACCAUGGUUGGUAGUAACCAUGGGGACAAUAUUGUCCCGACCCCUAAGGGGAGUAAGGUCUCGAAGAGACAAUCGAGACGCCGAGUAGCAGCUGUAAAGCGCCAGGCGUCCUCACAGUCACAUCGUGAGAUUAGCAAUACACUAUAUACACUUGUUAAUGGAGUGACUGGUCAGGUUAAUGGCAACGUGAGCCUCGAAACCCUUCCAUCUGUGGACGCUCUGUGUGAGCUAGACGAAAUGUCUGAUGGCGAGUUUAGCCAGGCCUUGAAGGCAGGAGAAUUAUCCGAGUUAGCGGUCAUUAGACCUGAUACUGAGUUGAAUUCUUCCUCGUUAUUGGAUGAGUCUGUUUUAGAGGAUACAAAGGCGGCACUUAGUGCACGAAGUGGAUCUUCGAUCCUUAAAGAUCCUUUGGAUCCGUUCUAUCCUUUAGUCAAGGAUUUCAAGAUGUGGUGUGUCACAACCCACCUUCUGCCGUACCUCCAGAUAGAGGUGUACGUCAUGAGAUUGACUUGGUUCCUGUAA
This is a messenger RNA of Peronospora matthiolae, 1059 nucleotides long. NCBI's taxonomy places the organism in Eukaryota, Oomycota, Peronosporomycetes, Peronosporales, Peronosporaceae. The record is from the annotation of a GenBank genome assembly.